CUGUACCUUCUCCCUUUUCCGGCAAUUAUUUUCUUAGUUAUUAUUUAUUUUACCCCUUAACUUAAUCAAUAAGACUCGUGUGCUAGUGUUGGCCGCUGCCUAGCCGUAGAGUUUGACAAUUGACACUUCGACAGCCAUUCCUCCAUCCCUUCUCUUCUCUUUUGCUUUCCCCCUCAGUGGCUCCGGUUUCGCUUUUGCCCUUUCCCAAUUUCCCAAUUUCCAUCCUCAUCCCACCCCAAAACCUAACUCAAUUCAAGCUCUCGCACACAAUUCGCUUCACCUGCUCUCUUGGCUGGCAGAGAUCCGUGCGUGCAAAGAUUUCUACUCUUACGACUUCUGGCCGAAGAUAAUAGCCCCGGUGGUCUUAGACUGGAGGGAGAAGAAAUGAAAAUGGCGGUGAUGUCGAUGCAGUCGCUGCCGCUGGGGUUUCGAUUCCGGCCUACUGACGAAGAACUCGUCAAUCACUAUCUUAGGUUGAAGAUCAACGGCCGUGAUUCCGAGGUCGAGGUCAUCCCUGAAAUAGAUGUUUGCAAAUGGGAGCCCUGGGAUCUUCCUGGUCUAUCCGUGAUCAAGACGGAUGAUCCAGAGUGGUUCUUCUUCUGCCCCCGCGACCGCAAGUACCCAAAUGGGCAUCGUUCAAACAGGGCAACUGAAGCUGGCUACUGGAAAGCCACGGGCAAGGACCGUACUAUCAAGUCUAGAAAGCCCGGCUUCCACCCAGUCUCCAUUGGUAUGAAGAAGACCUUGGUGUUUUACAGGGGCCGUGCCCCCAAGGGCGAGCGCACUCACUGGAUUAUGCACGAGUACCGUCCUACUGAGAAAGAUCUUGAUGGGACAGCACCCGGCCAGAGUCCGUUUGUCCUUUGUCGCUUGUUCCGGAAGUCGGAGGAGAAGAUCAAUGUUGUGAAGUAUGAUGAAGUGGAGCAAACUGGUUAUUCUCCUACCACUACCAAGUCUUCCCCUGAGGAUACAUCGUCCGAUGUGGUUCAAGAGACGGCGACAUCUUUUUUCCGGGUGGGGAAACAGUCGGAUGCUUCGUGCGAUAACAUGACCCCUACUGCUUUGGUACCUGCUACUGAUAGCAGCUGCAACAAUAGCCUUAUGAAUUCAGAUGUGGAAGAUCAUGGAGCUGACACAAAUGCUGAGGAGGGAAAUGGAUUGGUGAUGGAUGGAAGUUCUCUUCCUGAUGAGCUCACAUAUGGCAGGGGCGAUUUUAACGUGUUCUCCCCAAUGCAGCCACAUCCUUAUGGGGACCUAGGACUUAACUUUGACUCACAGUAUGCCAAUGACUUCGGUGACGACCUUAAUGGACUCCAUUUUCAGGAUGGCACAAGUGAACAAGAUGUAUCACUCACUGAUUUGUUGGAUGAGGUGUUCAAUGGUAACGAUGAGUGGUCUUGUGAGGAAGCCUCCAGUGAGAAGAAACCAGGCUUACCACUCGAUAACUUCCAUGUGAUGGACGGUAAUCAUGCAUACAACGAUGUUGGUGCAAAAAUGACUCAAGCACAGAUGCAACCGUCUUUUGGGUCUUUUGGCGCACAAACACCAUUCUUUGAUAGGGAAGUUGGAAGCAGAAACGUUGUUGACCUCGGAGAUGGUUUUAUGAGGCAAGCUGCUGCUCGUGGUGCUGACUCUACAACAACCACAUCCUUUGGAAUGUUCCACCCAGUAGAGAACUCUGUAAGCUUUAGCAAUGGAGUUGGGGGGAGUACUGGAAUCAAGAUUAGAACACGGCAACCCCAAGUUCGAUCAUCGUCAGACAACUUCUCCGGUCAGGGUAUUGCUCCAAGGAGACUACGUCUGCAGGCGAAACUUUCAACAGGGCAAAGUGAAACUGCCCAAACGAAAGACACAUGCUCCGUGGAGGAUGAAGAUGAAGUGCAAUCAACAUUGACCGAGGACCAAGAUGUGACUACUGAUGAGCAACUGAAAGAAGGCGGUGAUUUUGACAAGAGCAAUAGCAGCAGGAGGAAUGUGAAGUUGAGGCAGAGGGUGAAAGGGAAUGGUGAGCUGGAUGGCGAGAAUGGUUCCCCGGGAGACGCAAAUGCAGGUUCAGUUUCUGUGACUUACGGGAAGGGUGGGUUUAGAUCAGCCUGGGUGAUUGGUGUAUCUGGAGUCCUGUUUUUGGCUGUGGGUUUGGUUGGGAUAUGCAGAUGCCUGUGGUCAUGAUGGUAUAUGCUGGCCUGGGAGGGGGAAGCCAGGAGCCUGUUAAGGAAGUCAGUGUGGACGUUGUUGCAGUCUAGCGAGGCCCAUAGUCAAUGUAGUAGUUUGCUUUUGUGAUUUGUAGUGGUAAGAUGUGGAUUUGAUGCAGCAGGGCAUAGUAUAGUAUGGUUUAGUCCAAAACAGAUGAUGUUGUGUUUUAGGACCCGUCGACAGUUGACUAGUUUUCUCGGGGUUUUGUUGUUCUUUCUUUGAUGAUUCCGACUUGACAAUCUAAAGAUCUUUAUGGUUGUAGACUGACUGAUCAGCUUUAGAAUGAAUAAAUGUGUGUAUAUCAAGUUUAACUAGGGAUCUUGCACUAUCUGACUCGCCUCACUUGGUUAUGUGCAAGUAUUCCUUGUCCGAUAAGCAUCAUAACUCAUAAGUUUGUUCUCUAAGUUCCAGCUUGUUCCGGUGUUACAAGAUAAUUUCGACACUUAAAAUUAUAAUAUUUACAUGUAAUAGUUCAAGUACUAACAAAUUGUAUGGCACGAAAUGUUAACAAACUAAAUAGUAGUCACACAACCUCAGCAGGUAGGGGUGGCUAUACGGUCCGGUUAAAUUGGACCAAAUUGAUCCGGUCCCAGUCUGGUCUUUUCGGGAAUAUAAGGACCAAAAAUUGGAUUGGAUACACUCCGGUCUUGAUCCGGUCCGGUCUGGUCCCAAUUUGAUUUUGAUUUUAGAUUGAGCUUGUGGGGAUUUGAGUGUUGGGGUCUCUUAUCCGUUCUUUAUCCGGGUUUUUCACCUCAAAUCUAAGCUCGAAUAUGAGAUUGGAUUGUUUGCUAUCCGGUCCCAGUCCGGUCCCUGUCUGGAUUAUACGGUCUGGUUUCGAGUAAAACCAAACAGUCCUGGACCAAAUUGCCAUCCCUAUCAGCAGGUACCAAUCGUCGAAUGUAUACAGGUCUUCUACCCGGGAAAAAAAUCAAGGAUUUGAAUUGAAUAUGUUUGAUUUAUGUAAGAUUUCAUAAGUGGACUAAAAUGUCUAUAAGCACUCUGUUCUACAAACCGCCUUAACUCCUGUAAACCACAACAAAAAAAUGUAAUAGGAGCAUUAUAUGGAACCCAACUAAUAGUUUAGAUUUGAUCAAAUUUGGAAACUAGAAACUAGAAAGCAUACACCCCCACUGAAAUAUGGAUGGAAAGAGGAAAAGCUAAGAAGAUGAUGCAUGCAAUGCAAUGGGAUAAGGAUGAGGCCCGGGUGGGAACUGGGGGCGGGAUUUUGCCGUUUUGGCCAAGGCACUCAGGUCAGGUAGCAGACAUAUCUCCUUUUCGGCAAAUUUGGAUUUGGAUUUGGAUUUGGAGCACAACCUAACCUCAUUAACAAGUGAAAGUGAUACUAUUAGCAGAUUCAGUUUUUUUGAGUUUUUGCUAUAAUGUUCAAAAGGUGAAUUAGUAAUCCCAACCCAAAGUAAUCAUCAAUUCCACUGACCUACCUGCCAGUUUUACGCAACCAUGUAUUCUGCUGCAGCUAGAGAGAAAAUACAAAAUAGUACAAAGAAGAGAGAAACGAAAAAUCGUGAAACGAGGAUUUGAUCUAAUUAAUAGCAGUAUUACGGCUAGUUUUCAGCUCGUAAUUCCUUUCAGUAGCACGUAACAAAUUCGUGAAAGAGGGAGGUACCUGUGAUUGCUAAUUAUUUUAUGGUGGAAAUUAAAAAUGGUAUUGGGAUUCCGGGGCGCCGUUUGGUUAAGGUUUGGUUGAUUCUAGGAGCCACCGCCAGAGUCAGAGUCAGAGGCUCCGGCAAGUUGGUCUUCCCGAAUUUCCUUUUUGACAAAUAAUGGGGCAUUUUUAAU
Molecule: messenger RNA, 3990 nt
Organism: Linum trigynum
Lineage: Eukaryota; Viridiplantae; Streptophyta; Magnoliopsida; Malpighiales; Linaceae
Source: the annotation of a GenBank genome assembly